Molecule: messenger RNA, 856 nt
Organism: Cuscuta epithymum
Lineage: Eukaryota; Viridiplantae; Streptophyta; Magnoliopsida; Solanales; Convolvulaceae
Source: the annotation of a GenBank genome assembly
GACAACUGGGAGACUCUUGUUGUCACUCUCAGCAAUUCUGCUCCUAAUGGUAAGGUGACUAUGCAGAUGGUCACAGAUGCCCUUAUGAAUAAAGAAGCCCGAAGGAAGGAAGCCGGGACAGAACAAUCAUAUGCCUUCGUGUCAGAAACCAACAGACGAGGGGGAGGCAGAAAUGGAAGAAGAAGUAGAGGUCGAGGUAGAGGCCAAGGUCAAAACAGAGGAAAUUCUCAAGUUCGCGGCCGAUCACAAGAACGAGGGGAAAAGGGAGGUUACCUCGACGGAUUCGUGAUACGGUGGUGGUAGAAGACUCGUUUGGGGACGGCGAAGAUCAGUGAUGGGUUGGCGGCAGCGGCAGCUCCUCCGUCUUCUCCGUUUUCCGUUUUUACGGUUAGCCCGGCGGAACUCCGGCAAGCUCGUUCUCCGUCGUUUCACGAUCGUUUUCGAUGAUUCUUUUUCCGUUGGACUCCUCUAAAGCAGGGGAAGAUCUCAGAGGUGUUUUAGAGGCUCGGUUAUGGCUAAAACGAUGGGUUGAAAUAUGUGUACACACACACACACAUAUAUAUAUAUAUACUAUUAUAUAUAUAUAUACGUAUUCAUGUAUAUAUAUAUGUUGAUCGAGCUCAGCUCUAUGUGAAUGGAAAAGAAGAUCGAGGGCUCUAUUUAUACUGAUACGUAGAGGGUUUUAGGCUGCGACUUUAGUUAAACAGAAGAUCCGAUUUUUGCUGAUGGAAUUCAAUCGGCUCUACCGCUCUACUCGUAUAGUAUGUAGAGUUGGGUUUACUACAGAUUGUUCAUUUUGUGUGAAACCGCGGCUGGAUUCAUUUUUAAGUUAUAUACAAGGAUACGUAGUUUAAAU